This is a messenger RNA of Misgurnus anguillicaudatus (oriental weatherfish), 1167 nucleotides long. Its product is annotated as G2/M phase-specific E3 ubiquitin-protein ligase-like. The record is from RefSeq and is a predicted model, not a curated record. Lineage: Eukaryota; Metazoa; Chordata; Actinopteri; Cypriniformes; Cobitidae. Gene Ontology annotation, molecular function: ubiquitin-protein transferase activity.
AGAACUACAAGAUAUAUUAAAUGAGUUCAGAGAAGACAACCUGGACCUGCAUACAAGUAUAACUGUCAUUGCACGUCGCAAACACAUUUUUAGGAGUGCGUGUUUGGCCUUGUCAAGAGGCUACUUUGAAUGGCACAAAACUCCUAAUGUUGAGUUUGUGGGAGAAAUGGCAGCGGACUAUGGAGGCCCAAGAAGGGAGUUUUUCAGACUCCUCAUGAUUGAGCUCCAAGAAAACAUUGGAAUUUUUGAGGGCAAACCUGGGGAGCUGCUCUUCAGUUACGACCAAAAAGCUUUAGCUGAUAAGAAGUUCUACACGGCAGGAAAACUGAUCGCCUGGUCCAUAAUCCACAAUGGACCAGGCAUCAAAUGUUUGAACCAGGAGCUGUUUCUCACAAUGUGUGGCCAGAAACCCAGCCUGGCCACAUUUGAUGUUGGAAACCUAAUGGAAAGCGAUGUUGCAGAAAAGCUAACAAAGGUUGUCAGGUGCAGCACUGCAGAGGAGCUGGGAGAAAUAAAAAGCACUCUAGGGGACUGGAUCUGUGACUGUGGCGUGCCAACCAUUUUUACGGCAUCAGUGGGUGAUCUGCCCACAAUUUUUGGGCAGUUGGUAACGCACUACAUCUACCACAGAGUGGCCAGUAUGAUUCAGCAGUUUAUUGCUGGAAUAAACUCCUGUGGCCGUUUGUGGGAGGUGGUUUGCCAAAAUGCAACAGUUUUCCUCCCCUUGUUUACAAACACACGACAAAAAUUGAAAAGAAAUGAGGUCAGAGACCUUUUUGAAGUUCUUUGGAGUGAUUCCGGGAGCAACAAAAGAGACCAGGAGGAGGACACUGUCUUCCAGUGGGAGUGCUGGCUGAUGUCAAUUCAAGAGGAAGAUGUGGGGAUAUCCUUUGAGGAUCUCUUAGUAUUUGUCACUGCAGCAGAUUCUGUCCCUCCACUGGGGUUUCAGGGAAAGUGCACAAUUAAUUUCUAUGAACAGGAAGAAGGAAUAAGAAGAAUUCCUUAUGCCUCAACCUGUACCCUGACUCUCUACCUACCAAGAGGUGUGUCUGAGGAGGAUGAAUUCAAAGACCUGAUGUACACUGCAAUUAAGGGGUCUCUUGGAUUUGGAAAGGUUUAAAAAUUACUUGUUUAAUAAAUGAUUACUAAUGUUUUUGCAAACAUCUG